Thalassophryne amazonica is the source of this 4359-nucleotide messenger RNA. RefSeq names its product contactin-associated protein-like 4. The transcript has 24 exons. NCBI's taxonomy places the organism in Eukaryota, Metazoa, Chordata, Actinopteri, Batrachoidiformes, Batrachoididae. The coding region runs from base 229 to 4155 and encodes 1308 amino acids. The record is from RefSeq and is a predicted model, not a curated record.
UCCUCUUUUCCUUGUUCCUUCUCGUACCUCCAUCACUUGAGGGAGCGCAGGCGGUGUGAGAGCAUCCUCCUCCCCACUGGGUACCGGCCAGUUCCCGGAUACCGCAGCGCGCCACAGCGGACCUGGAGGAGAGGCGCAAGAAGGAACGCAGAGGAGGAGGACGGUCGGUCUCCUCUCCGACAGACGGGAUUAUUGCUAGAAUUCCGGGCAGCAUCCCGUCGCCUCGCCAUGACUUUGGGGAGUAAAGCGCCGUGUGGGAUUACUGCUCUGAUGGCCUCGCUCCUGCUCGGCUGCUGCGGAACACGUGGAGAAGAAGUAUGUGACAGCCCACUGGUGUCCAACCUGCCGCCAUCAUUGUUCAGAAGCUCCUCCCAGUUGUCCAGUAGCCACGGGCCGGGCUUUGCUAAGGUCAACAGGAGAGACGGAGCGGGUGGCUGGUCUCCUCUCACUUCUGACAGAUACCAGUGGCUGGAGGUGGAUCUGGGAAGACGAACCCAAGUCAGGGCUGUUGCUACACAGGGUCGCUACGGAAGUUCUGAUUGGCUGACAGCCUACCUGUUGAUGUUUAGCGACACAGGACACAACUGGAGACAGCACCGGCAAGAAGACAGUUUAGGGGCUUUUCCAGGUAACAGUAAUGCAGACACUGUUGUCCAGUACAAACUUCAACAGCCGGUGAUAGCCCGGUACCUCCGCCUCAUCCCUCUGGACUGGAAUCCCACUGGGAGGAUUGGACUUCGAUUGGAAAUAUACGGAUGUCAUUACAUUUCUGACGUGGCCGGGUUCGAUGGCAGCAGCAGUUUGGUGUUCAGACUGAGCAUGAGGCCGAGCCGGAUGUCUGUGCUCUCUCUGAAGUUCAAAACUCUGAAGAAUUCUGGGACACUGCUCCAUGCUGAAGGAGAACGAGGUCACAGCCUGACUCUGGUGUUGGACAAAGGGAAGUUACUGCUCUUUCACCAACAAGGCGUGAGUUCGUCCUCCAGCGGUCAGCGUCUCGGUUCUGUCGGUAGCCUGCUGGACGACCAGCACUGGCACCUCGUGAAGCUGGAGCGGAUCAGCGCCCAUCUGAACCUCAGUGUGGAUCAAAGCACUGAGCAGGUUCAUCUACCCUCGGAGCUCAGCAGCUGGAGCAUUCAACAGCUCAGUCUUGGUGCUGUCCAGAGUUAUGGGCUUCAGAAACCCUUCCUGCCUAACAGGUACUUCCACGGUUGUCUGGAAAACCUGUUACACAAUGAUCUCAGUCUGAUCCAACUGGCUAAACACAACAGCCACCAGGUCACCACAGUGGGCAAUGUGACCUUUUCUUGCGCUGAGCCAGUGUCAGUUGCCGUGACAUUCACUGACUCUCACAGCUUUCUUCAGUUGCCAGGAGUGACAGCGUGGUCGUCAUGGUUAUUCUCUGCAGCGCUACAGUUCCGGACAUGGAACAAGGCAGGGCUGCUCUUGACCUUUGAUCUUUCCGAGCAGGAGAGCGUUAUCUGGAUGUACCUGAGCGAGGCUAAGCUCCACCUGCAGAUCAAAAAAGAUGGAAUUGUCCAGCUGGAGCUCAGCGCAGGUUCAGGCUUAAACGACGGUCAGUGGCAUUCUGUGGAGCUGAAGUCUGGACGGGAUUUUCUGACCAUCACAGUGGACAAAGACAAAGGAGCCACAGCUCACAACAGCAUCUCACUUCCUCUCACCACAAGAAGCCAACUUUUCUUCGGUGGUUGUCCUGAUCAGGAGAGCAUUCAUGUGUGUCGGAAUCCGUUUAAAGCCUUUCAGGGAUGUAUGCGACUCUUGACUUUGGGCAGCCAUCCCAUUGACCUGAUCAUGGUACAACAAAGGCUGCUGGGAAAUUACAGCCACUUACAGAUUGACAUGUGUGGCAUCAUUGACAGGUGCUCUUCCAGCCACUGUGAACAUGGAGGCAAAUGUGCACAAUCAUGGAACACUUUCCACUGCAACUGCUCCAACAGCGGCUACAGAGGAGCCACCUGUCACAGCUCAAUGUACGAGCAUUCAUGUGAGGUGUACAAACACAAAGGAAACAAGUCAGGACAUUAUCAUAUAGACGUGGACGGCAGUGGACCAAUCAAACCGCAGCUCAUCUACUGUAACAUGACAGAGAACAGGGCAUGGACGGAGAUCCGGCACAACAACACACAGCUGACUGGAGUGCAUUCAUCCCUUGAGGGGAACCAGCAGUCCACCCACUUUGACUACGCCGCUGAAGAGGAGCAGUUAUUAGCCAUCAUCAGCCAAUCAGAAUACUGUGAGCAGGAACUGUCCUACCACUGCAGGAAGUCCCGUCUCAACACACCAGAGGGUUUUCCGUAUAGUUGGUGGGUUGGAGGUCCGGAACCAGGACAAAUCCAGACUCACUGGGGUGGGGCUGAACCCGGCAGUCGACAGUGUGCCUGCAGCCUUCAGAAGAGCUGUCUGGAUUCAAAUCACUACUGCAAUUGUGACGCUGACUUCGAUCAGUGGACUAAUGAUUCAGGGCUUCUCACCGAUAAGGAGACCCUCCCGGUCAGGUCUCUAGUGCUGGGUGACAUGCAACGGGCUGGAUCAGAGGCUGCCUACAAGGUGGGACCCCUCCGUUGCUAUGGGGACAAGAACUUCUGGAAUGCGGCGUUCUUUGACAAGGAGACAUCAUACCUGCACUUCCCCACCUUCCAUGGAGAACUGAACGCAGACAUCUCAUUCCUUUUUAAAACCACAGCAUCAUCUGGGGUCUUCUUAGAGAAUCUGGGCAUCCUGGACUUCAUCCACAUUGAACUCAGCUCUUCAUCAGAGGUCCUCUUCUCUUUCGAUGUGGGAAAUGGGCCACGCGAGGUUCGAGUGCAGACGAGUGUUCCACUGAAUGACAACCGGUGGCACAGCGUGCGAGCUGAAAGAAAUGUGAAAGAAGCAUCUCUGCGUGUUGAUGAAUUCCCCGCCGCCACGCAGGAGUCUCCUGCUGAUGGUCACAUUCAUCUGCAGCUCAACAGCCAAUUAUUCAUAGGAGGCACAGCAUCCAGGCAGAAGGGCUUUCUGGGUUGCAUCCGUUCCCUGCAGCUGAACGGCAUCACUCAGGAUCUGGAAGAGAGAGCAAAGAUCACCCCUGGGGUGCGACCUGGAUGCCCGGGCCACUGUAGCAGCUACGGCUCGCUCUGCCAGAAUCAGGGCAUCUGUGCAGAGAGAGCGAAUGGCUUCUCCUGUGACUGCAGCCUGUCCGCAUACACUGGAGCGUUUUGUCAUGAAGAGGUCUCAGCCACUUUUACACCAGCAACAUCCAUCACGUACAUCAUCAAGGAGUCUCCUGAGCUGAGCAGAAACAGCAGUGCCCCCUCUCCUUCCGCCAUCUCUGAUACCACACUGAGAGGCGAGAACAUUUCCCUGAGCUUCAGGACCAAUCGGAUACCCGCUCUGUUGCUUUAUGUCAGCUCCUUCUACAGAGAGUACCUGGCAGUGCUCAUCAACAAACAUGAUGAGCUUGAAGUGCGGUACAAGUUGCACAGUGGGAGGGACACGGAGGUGUCGGUGAGCAAUGUAAGGAACGUGGCUGAUGGACAACGGCACACGGUCAUCAUCAGGAGACUGGCAGACACCAUCCAUGUUCAGAUUGAUGACAAUAUGAGAGAAGAUUUCAACUUGACAUCUGAUAUGGAGUUCAACGGCAUCACAUCCCUCACCCUGGGUCGAGUUCAUGACACUGACGAGUUGGAAGCAGACUUGGACAAGUUGUCAUCCCUUGGAUUCACCGGGUGUCUGUCAGCUGUCCAGUUUAACAGCAUCAGUCCUCUCAAAGCCGCUCUGCUGGCUCCUGACAGCCCUGUUAUUGUCACCGGGCCCCUGGCCCCGUCGAGCUGUGGCUCCUCCUCAUCAGUCAAUCUUCAUGUGGCAGAAACCACACACUCUUUAUCAGACCAGCCUGGUUCAGCGGAUCCAGGUCAGCCUUUAGUCAAAGACAUCAGAAGUGAUUCUGCUGUAAUUGGAGGGGUAAUAGCUGUGGUGAUCUUCAUCACCAGCUCUGCUUUAGCGGUAAUGGCCAGAUUAAUCUGCAGUAGGAAAGAGACAUAUCAGAACCGGGAAGAAAAAGGAGUGCAGCCUGAGAACAGCCACGAGUUCCCAUUUAGCAGCCAAGCCGAGUCCCCGAGUGUUCCCGGUGAAAACCAAAAAGAAUACUUUAUCUAAGAGGAUUCCUGAGCCGUCCAUGAAGAUUUGCCAAAUGCUUUGCAGUCGCAGGCACCAGUGGAUCACCAUAAUGUGAAUUAAAGGAACAAUUUCUCCUUUUGGAUUUGUAAAUAUUGUACAAUUUGCACAAAAUGUCAAAUGUGUUGGACUUUAAUGUGAUGAUGCUGAUAUUUACAAAAAGUGUAAAUAUUUAAUAAUGUAAAA